Messenger RNA from Panthera uncia (snow leopard), 3159 nucleotides. It is a transcript of the gene DEAF1, whose product is annotated as DEAF1 transcription factor. NCBI's taxonomy places the organism in Eukaryota, Metazoa, Chordata, Mammalia, Carnivora, Felidae. Gene Ontology annotation, biological process: regulation of transcription by RNA polymerase II. The record is from RefSeq and is a predicted model, not a curated record. Gene Ontology annotation, molecular function: DNA binding; DNA-binding transcription factor activity, RNA polymerase II-specific. The coding region runs from base 213 to 1733 and encodes 506 amino acids. The transcript has 11 exons. Gene Ontology annotation, cellular component: nucleus.
UUCGGCCCCUGUUCGGGCAGCCUCGGCUCGGCGGCGCGGGAGGCUUCGGGCAGGCUCGGCUCGGCUCGGCUGGCAGCUUCGGGCGGCCUCGGCCCGGCUCGGCUCGGCUCGGCCCGGCUCGGGCGGCCCUCCUCGCGCUGCGCGCUUCGGGCUCCGUCCCGGCCUUCGGGCGGCCCCGGCUGGCGCCUUCGGGCGGGCUCGGCGGAGUCCGGAUGGAGGACUCGGACUCGGCCGCCAAGCAGCUGGGCCUGGCCGAGGCGGCGGCGGUGGCGGCCGCGGCCGCUGUUGCGGCGGCGGCCGCGGCCGCGGCAGGAGGCGAGGCGGAGGAGCCGGUGCUCAGCAGGGACGAGGACUCGGAGGAGGACGGAGACUCGGAGGCAGAGCGCGAGACUCGGCGGGUGACGGCCGUGGCGGUGAUGGCCGCCGAGUCCGGGCACAUGGACAUGGGUGCCGAGGCCCUGCCGGGUCCCGACGAGGCCGCCGCGGCCGCAGCCUUCGCAGAGGUGACCACCGUGACCGUGGCCAACGUGGGCGCCUCUGCAGACAACGUCUUCACCACGUCGGUGGCAAAUGCCGCCUCACUCUCGGGACACGUCCUGUCUGGCAGGACAGCCCUGCAGAUCGGGGACAGCCUGAACACAGAGAAGGCCACGCUGAUUGUCGUGCACACGGACGGGAGCAUCGUGGAGACGGCGGGGCUGAAGGGGCCAGCUGCACCCCUCACUCCAGGCCCUCAGUGCCCUCCGACUCCUGCAGCUCCCGGCCAGGAGCGAGGCGGAACCAAAUAUAACUGGGACCCCUCGGUGUACGACAGCGAGCUGCCCGUGCGCUGCCGGAACAUCAGCGGCACGCUGUUCAAGAGCAGGCUCGGCUCAGGCGGCCGGGGCCGAUGCAUCAAGCAGGGGGAGAACUGGUACAGCCCGACUGAGUUCGAAGCCAUGGCCGGAAGAGCCAGCAGUAAGGACUGGAAGAGGAGCAUCCGCUACGCGGGCAGGCCGCUUCAGUGCCUCAUUCAGGACGGGAUCUUAAACCCUCACGCUGCCUCAUGCACCUGUGCCGCCUGCUGUGACGACAUGACCCUGAGCGGCCCAGUCAGGCUCUUCGUCCCCUACAAGAGGCGCAAGAAGGAGAAUGAGCCGCCUGCGACCCCCGUGAAGAAGGAGCCCCCCAAGAACAUCACGCUGCUUCCCGCCACCGCCGCCACCGCCUUCACCGUGACCCCCUCAGGACAGAUCACUACCUCGGGCGCACUGACCUUUGACCGGGCGUCCACCGUGGAGGCCACCGCCGUCAUCUCAGAGAGCCCGGCCCAGGGCGAUGUCUUCGCGGGAGCCACGGUGCAAGAGGCAGGCGUGCAGCCCCCGUGCAGAGUCGGCCACCCGGAGCCGCACUACCCAGGGUAUCAGGACAGCUGCCAGAUCGCACCCUUCCCGGAAGCAGCACUGCCAACGUCUCAUCCCAAAAUAGUGUUGACCUCCCUGCCGGCCUUGGCUGUCCCACCCUCCACCCCCACCAAAGCCGUCUCCCCCUCGGUGGUCAGCGGGCUGGAGAUGUCGGAGCCUCGGAACUGGCUGUACCUGGAAGAGAUGGUCAACUCCCUGCUUAACACGGCCCAGCAACUGAAGACACUGUUCGAACAAGCCAAGCAGGCCAGCUCCUACAGAGAAGCCGCCGCGGCCCAGGCCAGAGUCCAGGCGGACGCAGAUCGCAAGGAGAUUAUUGUCAUGUGGUGAAAACGUGCCUUGUGUUCUGUUGAGUUUGGAGAUGCGUCCCCUGGGGUGUUUGGCAGGCGUGCGUCUCCCCCAUUACCAGCUGGAAGCUUCCGCGUCUGAGCUCCUCCGCCUGCACCUCCAUGCCUGAUGGAGGCCGCCUCCGUGUUGUUUCACUUCCAGCUUCCAGCAGGUUCUUCCGAAGGAGGAUCCCGGGCGUCCGGGUUCACGGAGCACAGCCGGGGGACGUUCUCUCAGCUCGUCACUGCAGCCCCUGCGGCUUUUUGUGCGCGGCCUGGAGGUUGCUUAGGGCCAGUCUCCCAGGUGUCGGUGGGCGCAGGCCACCGGGGUCACCAGGGUCGGAGCAGCACCAGCCGAGGCGUGUGCUCGGCAGGCGUGGGGCACUCGGAGGCGUCCUGCGGGAGGUGGGGGUGGGGGGCACAGCAGCGUUGUGUUCUUAACGGGAGCUUUCUCCGUUACAGUAAACGUGGACUUUGGUUUGUAAACAAAAGUCAGAUUGGUUUUUUUUCCCUGUCAUAUCUAUAAUACGAACAUUUCUGUUAGUUUAUUCCCGUUUUUUAUAAAUCAGAGGGAAGAAGAGCUUUGCAGGCUCUCGAUUUUCUAUAUGACUUAACGUGUGAUUAAUGUUUUUCCAAGGAAGAAAAAUGUUGCUUCUCCUGAAGGAGAUAAAUUAAAAAACCUUUUUUAAAAGCUAGAGUUCCAAACUAAUACAUAAUCAGUGAUGAAUUUUAUAGGAAAGAGAAAAGCAGAAAAAAAGGUUUUAAUUUCUUUACCCAAAGAUAAUGCUUGCUGGGUUCUCCAGUGUUUGAGAAUUCUAGGUUUCUUGGCAUCACUGGAUUCUGACAGAGUCUUGUUUCCGUGACAGGAUCUGUAGCUUCAGUCUCUGAGACUGGUGUCCCACCCCCCGCGUGCGCGGGCUGAUGCCACAGGCUGGUGUCCCACCCCCGCGUGCGCGGUGCUGGUGCGCUCACCCGUGCUGGCCUUGGCCGUGCUCCUCAGCCCCGCUUGCGCCUCCGGUGCCGCAUUUUCUGUCCUUUGUUUUUGUGGAGACGCCCGCCUGUCACCUUUCCUUUCGGAAGCACAUCCUGAGCGACCUCGCCUUCUGGUGGUCACCAGCACCUUGAUGCUAGCCCGUCCUCGUCGUGCGUUGUGCCGCCGGGAUUCUCGAUCUCUUAUACGCCCUGCGUCUCUGGCUGCGUCGAGGACUGUUCUGUCUCUGCCUUUGGUGUUUGGCAGUUUGGCCGUGAUGCACCUGAGUGUGGUUGUCGUUGUAUUUAAAUUUGGUGGGCUUGCUGAUGAUGUCAGGGUGCCGGGGUGCGCAAAGGCACGCGGAGGCUGGAUGACUAUCUCAAGGAAGAAGUGAGGGCUCACAGCUCCGUGGAAACAGGACGCACAGGACGCACGCGUGCCACGCGGCAGCAGACUGGGC